AUGUAUUCGCUGUCAAGUGAGGAGUUCAACAACUCCAAGAACAUCUUGUUCCACCACUACCUAGGAAUUUCUUCCACUGCUGAGCCAACGACACCUUACUCACAGAAAGACAGAGAUCUUGACCGAGAACAAUUGGAGACCCGGAGGCGGUUCAUCGCCAAUUACUUCGAUCGGUUUAUAAGGAAUGGUGGAGAAAGUGCGGAUCAUUUCGACCUGAGAAGACUCAGACGUGAUGACUAUGGGAUUCCACAGGAUAUCAGCAAGCGCUACUUUGUCUUUGCCCAGAGCGACUUUCCGGACACACCCGCUCAUCUUAAUCACAUAUCUCCGUGGUUGAUACGACAUUUCGAAUACGCCGUGCAGUUGUCUCUCGAUUUCUUUAAUGAUCUCAAAUUCAAAAAGUUGAAGGAUCUUCGAAAAUCUCAACGGGAGCUUCCAAUCGCCGAACGAAGGCGCGAAAUUCUAGAAAUUCUUGAAGAUAACCAGGUACUGAUAAUAGCUGGAGAUACUGGAUGCGGAAAAAGUACCCAGGUCCCUCGGUAUCUUCUGCAGAGUGGCUACACUGCCAUAGCCUGUACUCAGCCGCGUCGCAUUGCCUGCACUUCGUUGGCUCGUCGAGUGGCUUACGAAACUCUCAAUGCGUAUGGAAGCGACGUGGCUUAUCAAAUAAGGUUUGAAACUAUGAAGUCGAAGCGCACACAAAUGCUGUUCCUCACCGAGGGCUUGUUAUUGCGCCAAAUGGAAAAGGAUUCACUUCUUCAGCAGUACAACGUUAUUAUCCUCGAUGAGAUUCAUGAACGUCAUCUGAACAGUGAUUUGCUUCUUGGACUUCUUCGAGAUCUGAUUGGAAAAAGAGACGAUUUGAAGCUUAUUCUUAUGUCAGCUACAAUAAAUUUGGAACUAUUUAAGGAAUAUUUCAAUGGAGCUCCAGUAAUUCAGGUUCCUGGUCGAUUGUUUCCUAUCCAAUUGCGGUAUCAUCCAAUAAAGCAAUACAUCAUGGAAAGCGAUAAAAAGAGCCAUAAAAUUGAUCCAGAGCCUUACCUGAUUGAUAAGCAGUUUCCUUCCUCGGAACGUGGUGAUGCUCUGAUUUUCUUAAAUGGUAUUGCCGAAAUCUCUACAGUUGGCGAAGCUUUGAAGACGUAUGCAGAAUUAACGAAGGCUUGGAUUAUUCUUAUGUUGCACAGUGCUUUAUCCGUUGAAGAGCAAGAUAAAGUGUUUGAUGUAGCUCCGUCGGGUAGAGCUGGUCGCACAGGACCAGGUGUAUGUUAUCGUUUGUAUUCUCAAGAGCAGUACGACAAAAUGAACGACUUUACUCCCUCAGAAAUCAACCGAGUAGCACUACAUGAAAUGGCCCUUCGAAUGAUAAGUCUGAACCUAGGAUUGGACCCCCAAACUUUUCCGUUUAUUGAGCGCCCAGAAGAGGAGAAGUUAAGCGAGGCGUUGAAUACCCUUAAGUCCCAGGGUGUUUUGCACCGGGGUCGCGGUAAUCGUCUCACUGCUUUGGGCAAUGUCAUAGCUAAACUUCCAGUAGAUGUAGCCAUAGCGAAGAUGUUAGUUUUGGGUUGCGUAUUCAAUCAAGUCGAUGUGAUUCUGACUGUUGCUGCUGGGCUUUCGGUUCAAAGUCCGUUUACUAAUCGAUCUUACCGUGACCUUCAAGUAGUCGAACGAAGAAGGCGCCUCACGAGUCCUCUAGGAGAUCCCUUCACACUUAUAGAGAUAUUUAGAGAAUGGGUUCUUCAGAAAAGUUAUACAAGCAAAGGUCGACGCUGGGCGUUGGAGAAUGGUAUUGAUGAACACAGAAUAUACGAAAUUAGCAAGUUGAGGUCCCAGUAUAGGAAAAUUCUUGAAGAUGCAGGACUAAUCGACAGGGCAGACGAGCCGGAGCAAAAUGAUUCCCGCUUGCGGCGAAUCGAUCACGGUGACAGAAAGAAACUUUUCGAUAUAAAACGAGAUGCUAGGAACUUGGAGAAAGGUCGAAAAUUACUACGAGCAGACAAACAUUUCGAUUCAUUCCUUGAUGAUACGGAAGAGGAUCUCGAGAAUGAACAGAAUCCAUUGAAGGCCGAUGUGAAGACCAUGGAAUUUUUUUUGAAUUAUAAGCGAAGAGACAUAGAAACAAUACGUUUUACCCACAAAUUGACUAGGAAGGAUGCAGAAGUGCGUACCAUAGUGGUGAUUAGAGUGGUUAUCGCCGCCGGUUUGUACCCACAGUUUGCUAUUCUGGACCCUACGAAUAAGUACCAGCAUGGGCAAGAGCUAUUCGUGCACACAAGAAUGAAACCAUUCAGCUUAAUUCAUCCAAACUCUACAAUAGCGCAGUAUCAUGCAGGUACUGUCAGUUUGGAUAGUGUUGGAGAGGUGCUGGACCCACGAAGUGACAGCGAAGGCCGCUCUGUGCAUCAUCAAAUUCCAUUCUUUGGGUUGUCAUUAGAAACUACAAAACCUUACAUUUGUAAUGUAAUGCCAGUUCCUGCGCCAGCCCUUCUGUUAUUUGCCAGGAAGGUGAUAUCAGAUGAUUGGAAAUUGGUAUUGGUGGAUGAAUUUGUUGAGUUUUCGUUCAGCGGAGUGGCUCAGUGUGAACAAGUUUUGCAAAUUGUGGCAAAAAUUAGGAAAGAAUUAAAUGAAGCGAAAUGUGAAAUGAAUGGUUCAGGUUUGCGAGUGAAACUAUCUGGUGAGAAAUACCAUGAAGAUGAACUCGUUGCUUUGAUAAACCAGUUCACAUUCCUUCUAGCUGAGGGAAAUUUGGAAAUAUAG
Angiostrongylus costaricensis is the source of this 2754-nucleotide messenger RNA. The record is from the annotation of a GenBank genome assembly. NCBI's taxonomy places the organism in Eukaryota, Metazoa, Nematoda, Chromadorea, Rhabditida, Metastrongylidae.